CAUGCACCUCCCAAGCACCAAGUACUCAAACAAAUAUAUCUUUCCAUUCUCCAAAAUGAGUCUCUCCAAAACCCUGUCCACUUGCUGCUUCCUUUACGCUCUUUGUUUUUCCCUUGCCCAUGCAGCUAGAUUUGUCAUAACAAACAAUUGUCCCUACACGGUUUGGGCUGGAGCUGUACCUGGUGGUGGCAUGCAGCUCAACCCACGGGGUGGAACUUGGAACCUUGAUGUUGCCGCAGGCACCAAAGGGGCUCGCAUCUGGCCACGAACUGGGUGCAAUUUCGAUGGGGCUGGGCGCGGCAAAUGCCAAACCGGUGAUUGCGGUGGGCUUCUCCGAUGCCAAGCCUAUGGUGUACCCCCAAACACCUUAGCAGAAUACGCAUUAAACCAGUUUAACAAUUUAGAUUUCUUUGAUAUCUCCCUUGUUGACGGGUUUAAUGUUCCUAUGGAAUUUAGCCCCACCUCUAAUGGGUGCACCCGUGGGAUAAGAUGUACUGCAGAUAUCAACGGGCAAUGCCCCAAUGAGUUGAGGGCCCCUGGUGGAUGUAACAAUCCAUGCACUGUAUUCAAGACCAAUCAAUACUGUUGCAACUCUGGGAGUUGUGCCCCUACAAAUUAUUCCAGAUUUUUCAAGGAGCGUUGCCCCGAUGCUUACAGUUACCCUAAGGAUGACCAAACCAGCACAUUUACAUGCAAUGGUGGGACUAACUACAAGGUUACCUUCUGCCCUUGAAGCAAUAAUGCCACCAUAGAACUAGUAGUAUUUAUGUCAUGAUGUAAUAAAAGCUUAAUUAGGAUGUUGCUUGGUGAUCAGCACAUGACCUCGUAGUCAUGUGCAAAAUGCAAACGCCAAACUUCAUACUCAUGAGAGAUGAUGAGAUUGUAAUAAUAUCUUGUCGAAAGACUAAAUAUAUAAAAUAACGUUUCUAAA
This is a messenger RNA of Juglans microcarpa x Juglans regia, 931 nucleotides long. RefSeq names its product protein P21-like. Gene Ontology annotation, cellular component: extracellular region. Lineage: Eukaryota; Viridiplantae; Streptophyta; Magnoliopsida; Fagales; Juglandaceae. The record is from RefSeq and is a predicted model, not a curated record. Gene Ontology annotation, biological process: defense response. The transcript has a single exon. The coding region runs from base 2 to 733 and encodes 243 amino acids.